Myxocyprinus asiaticus (Chinese sucker) is the source of this 6416-nucleotide messenger RNA. RefSeq names its product fms related receptor tyrosine kinase 1 (gene flt1). The transcript is spliced from 30 exons. Gene Ontology annotation, molecular function: ATP binding; vascular endothelial growth factor receptor activity. Gene Ontology annotation, cellular component: plasma membrane; signaling receptor complex. The record is from RefSeq and is a predicted model, not a curated record. Gene Ontology annotation, biological process: positive regulation of kinase activity; vascular endothelial growth factor receptor signaling pathway; protein phosphorylation. NCBI's taxonomy places the organism in Eukaryota, Metazoa, Chordata, Actinopteri, Cypriniformes, Catostomidae. The coding region runs from base 339 to 4229 and encodes 1296 amino acids.
GAGUACAUUGGGCCCUUGUAUAGGUCACGUAAGUCGCGCGGAAUGGGUGUGUCAAUAAGCGUCACGGAAGCUCCGGCGGCUGUGGGAAACGAAUAAAUCCCAGCCCACUAUCAUAAUGGGCAAGAGUUUAAGUGUGGAAUUCAAGCGUGGUCCCUCUGCAUCAAGAGUUUAUAUACUGUGGACAAAGCUCAAGUUGAUUGUAGUCCACGUGAAACCGGCGUUUGAGGAGUUUGAUGUUGUGAGGUGAAUUGUUUCUCUGGAGUAGUCUGUUGGAUCUGCAGGGUUUGCAUUUAUAGGUGUUCACCUCCAAGCAAGGGCCCUCAAGCAAGACCAAGAGAAUGUUCGAUAUCGGCCUGUUAUUUGUGAUGAUAUUUGGACUGUCAGGGCGAGUUCUGGCUAAAGACACAGACACAAAAGGAAGGUUCAGUUCUCCAGUGUUGGAUGUUACACAGAAGCAGCUUAUUAUAGAGAGAAAUCAGACACUUCAGCUAAGAUGCAGGGGACGGUGGGAGCUCCAGUGGGUUAUGCCAUCUGGCGUUCCAAAAGUCUACCAUGGCACCCAAAUAGAGGAGUCUCAUUGUGGGAAGAAAAAUAACCAGUACUGUAGCCGCCUGACCCUCAGUCCUGCUUUAGCCCAACACACCGGCUCUUACCGCUGCAGGUAUCGCCAAAAGCAGCGCAAACAAGCCUCUGUGUACGUCUACAUCACAGAUAGUCAGCGGCCAUUUGUGAAGGUGCAGUCUGAGAUCCCAGAUGUGGUGUACAUGAAGGAGGGAGAGCCCUUGAUCUUCCCCUGCAGGGUCACAAACCCAGAUGCCAAAGUCUCAUUGGUCAAGUUUCCUGUCCACCGGUUAGCUCCUGAUCACAGAAACAUAAUCUGGAACAGCAGGCAAGGUUUCAUCAUCCGUAGUCCCACAUUCUUCUACAUUGGACUUUUCUCCUGUGAGACUAUCAUUAAUGGAGUCAAAUACACCAACAAGUUCUUGACUCACAGGCCAGUGAAUAAGAUCCUGAGUGUGUAUUUAAACAGCACCGGUUUGGUCCAUACAUUACAGGGGGAGAUGUUAGCACUGAAUUGCACUGUUACAGCCGAAUGGAACUCCAGAGUGUCCAUUAGCUGGAUUUACCCAGGAAAGGUUAAUGGCUCUGCCACUAUCAGCAGACGCAUAUCAAGGAGCAGAACCAACAUGCUGUUUUACAGUGUUCUCACCAUUCCCAGACUAAGCAAAGCAGACAGAGGACUCUACAAAUGUCAUGUGACAAGUGGUCCAUCGAAGCGAGAGACUAAUACCACAGUUAUUGUUUAUGAUCAACCUUUCAUUCGACUUAAGCACAGAGAUGGUCCUGUGGUUCAGGCUUUUGCAGGACAAAAAUCUUUCCGCCUUACUCCAAAACUAAGGGCUUUUCCUGCACCUGAAAUCAUCUGGUUGAAGGAUGGGAUGGUGGCAGCCGAGCGUUGUUCUCGUUACCAUGUGGACAUGUUUUCUCUGGUCAUUCGGGAUGUUGCUGAAGAAGAUGCAGGAAUCUACACCAUCCUAACUGGAAUCCAGCAGUAUGGACUUUUCCAGAAUCUCACAAUCAUGUUGGUGGUAAAUGUGAAGCCACAGAUUGGAGAGAAGACAUUGUCCUCACAGCAGCCCGGGACUGUCCAGCGAGGCAGCAGACAAGCCCUGCACUGCACCCCUUAUGGUGUUCCACCACCUCAAAUCCAAUGGCUCUGGCAUCCAUGCCCUCCUAAAGGCCUAUGCGAGAAACCUCCUCCUUCCUCCUGGACUGCAGUCAGCGAGAGGACAGAAGUCACAUCCACCCACAAUCCCAUCCUGACCAUCAGCUACAGACAAGAAGUGAUACAAGGGAAGAAUAAGACUGUAGGGGUUCUGACAGUUGCUGAAGCAGUGAUAUCCGGAAUCUAUCGCUGUGUUGCAUCCAACCUCAUGGGCAGAGAUGAACUAGACAUUCUUUUCUAUGUCACAGAUGUCGAAGGCGACUUCAUCGCAUCUUUAGAGGAAGAGCCCAGAGAGGGUGGGGAACUUCACCUGGUCUGUACGGCCAAUAAGCACCUCUAUUCAGAUAUGUCAUGGUAUAGAAUAACGAAUCACUCCACAGCAUCAGAGGGAAGUUCAGUUCUUGAAGGGGAGCUUACAGAGGGGGAGUUCUCCCUCACUCUGCACCUUCUGCUAAAGAAUGUGUCCGCAGAGGAUUCAGGAACAUACCGCUGCGCCGGCAAACACUUGCUUACAGGAGAACAUGGACACCUAGAUACACCAGUGGAGGUCACAGUUCUGCAGGCUCCAGUGCUGCUAAAAAAUCUGAGUGAUCACAGUGUUAACAUUAGCAACUCAGUCACUCUCCAUUGCCCCGCUCAGGGAAUUCCACAUCCUGAUAUCACAUGGUAUAAAGACCAAAAGAAGCUCCACCAGGUAUCAGGAAUUAUGCUGUUACCAAAGGAAGGUACUCUUCAUAUUGACAGAAUUACAGCCGAAGAUGAGGGACUUUAUACCUGUGAGGCCACUAAUGAGAGGGGAUCUGUGGAAAGCUCCGCCCACAUUUGGGUUCACAGUUCAUCUGAAUCCCUUUCUAUGGAGAUCUCAACUCUGGCAUCUACAUGUGUGGUGGCCACUCUCUUCUGGCUGCUUCUCACACUGCUGAUUCGUAAACUUAAACAGCCAAAUGUUAAUGGCAGAGCAGAGUACCUGCCAAUCAUCCUGCACCCAGGGGAGGAGCCUCUGGAUGAGCACUGCGAUAGGUUACAUUAUGACCCUGCCCAAUGGGAGUUUCCACGUGACCGCCUUAAAUUGGAAAAGCCCCUGGGGCGAGGGGCAUUUGGGCGAGUAAUGCAGGCAUCAGCUUUUGGCAUUCGCAAUUCAGCCAGCUGCACCACAGUGGCAGUCAAAAUGCUUAAAGAUUGCGCUACACCUAGUGAACAUAAGGCUCUGAUGAUGGAACUCAAGAUCCUCAAUCAUAUUGGUCAUCACCUUAAUGUGGUCAAUCUUCUUGGUGCAUGCACCAAACCAGGAGGGCCUCUGAUGGUCAUAGUGGAAUACUGCAAGUUCGGCAACCUGUCUGCAUACCUUAAGAGCAAACGAGAGGUGUUCCUUUUAAACAGGAUGAACAGAGAAGAGAAGGGAAGAAUGAAGGAGGGAUGUAAGGGACGACUGGCCAGCGUGUCCAGCAGCCAGAGCAAUGCCAGUUCAGGGUUUUGUGAGGAGAGAGGAGAGAGCUCAGAUGAGGACAGUGGUUCUUUUCCAGAAUUCAACAGUCCGUUGUUGCUUGAAGACCUGAUUUCUUACAGCUUUCAGGUGGCCAAAGGUAUGGAUUUUCUCGUCUCACGCAAGUGCAUUCAUCGUGAUCUUGCUGCCAGAAACAUCUUGCUGACCAAUAAUAAUGUGGUUAAGAUCUGUGAUUUUGGCCUGGCCCGAGAUGUCUACAAAGACCCUGACUAUGUGCGGAAGGGAGAUGCACGGUUACCGCUGAAGUGGAUGGCCCCUGAAUCAAUCUUUGAUAAAGUUUUCACCACUCAGAGUGACGUGUGGUCAUAUGGAGUUCUCCUCUGGGAGAUCUUCUCACUUGGAGCAUCUCCAUACCCAGGGCUGAACAUUGAUGAGGAGUUUUGCCACAGACUAAAACAGGGAACACGAAUGUGUCCUCCUGAGUACAGCACUGCCGAGAUUUACAGCAUCAUGAGGGCAUGCUGGGAGAAUAACCCUGAGGACAGACCUUCUUUCACUACUUUAGUGGAGAUACUGGGAGACCUUUUGCUGACUUGUGUCCAACAGGAUGGGAAGGAUUAUAUUCCACUAAACACGUUUCUUUCUGGAGAAAACAACGUCUCAGAGCAUCUUGACCAGAAAGACACCAGCCAAAAAACCCUGGGGACUCCAAGCUACAUCGAAUCUGGGAAAAUUAAAGUCAUGAACACUUUUGAGGAGGAUCUUCACAAAGAAAUCCCUGAUAACAACCAGUCUGACAGUGGAAUGGUUCUCCCCUCUGAAGAGUUCAUUCAGGUGAAAUGGACAGACAGGUUCAAAACCAAAAACAUCACUAAGUUCUUCUCCAAAGGUCAUAACCAGUGCGGGACGCUGCCUGCAAAAAUGCUGCCUUGUAUGAAUAGCGCCCCCUGCUGUCAUCAAAGGGAUGUUCCUAAUGCUUUUCCUUAUGUUUGUUACUCAGAGAAGUGCUGCUGUCACCCACCAGACUAUGAAGCUGCUCUCCUUUACCCAUGUUUCUAGCACACUUACAUCAGCUAGCCUGACAGUAAACACCAUCUAACAUCCAUUACCAUUUAAAAAAUUUUCAAAGACAGUUUCGCUUUUGGUUCUUUGUUUUGCUAGAAUUUUUGAAUGCAUUCUUUUAUUCUUCAUUCUCUCUCUGACUCAUGUGAACCUUAGUCUGCUUUAAAAAAAAAAAAAAAAAAAAAAAAAAUUCUCGACACUUCCAACUACUGAUCAGCAUUUAAUCUCAAAUUGUUUUAAAGGAAUUUUCCGGUUAAGCUCAAUAGACGGCAUUCCUGGCAUAAUGUUGAUUACCACAAAAAGUAAUUUAGACUCGUCCGUCCUUUUCUUUAAAAAAAAAAAAAAAAAAGUUACAGUGAAGCACUUACAAUUGAAGUCAAUGGGGCCAAUUUUUGGAGGGUUUAAAGGCAGAAAUGUGAAGCUAAAAGCACUUUCAUUAAUUCUUCUGAGCUGUAAAGUUGUUUAAAUCGUAAUUUUUACAGUGGUUUUAGGGUUUGUUGAUAUUACAUUGUCAUAACAUUGGCUUUAACUUUACACAGAAAAGGUUAGUAAGCCUUUUUAAUCGCACUAGAAUCAUGCGCAUGUUGUUUACGUAUUGUGGCUAUGCUUUUGAAACAGUAUUUUAAUGAUUGGCCCCAUUAACUUCCAUUGUAAGUGCAUCACAGGAAUCCAUCGUUUUUUUGGAGGGUUUUUUCAAGAAAAGUAGGGGCAAGUCAAAAUACAUUUUUGUGGUAAUCAAUGUUAUGCCACAAAUUUUGUUGAUUGAGCUUAACUUGUAUUGAACCCGAAAUACUCCUUUAAAUUCCUGUAUUUAAAUAUCUAAAUGCUCUCUCUGAAACCACUAUUAAUCUAUACUAUACAUCUUAAAUUUUGUGUUUUUUGUUUAAUAAUCACAGAGCAGCUAAUUAUUUAUUCAUGAACUAAUGAAAUGUUUAUUAGUCACUGCUUGUCCCAAAUGUUUAACUGUAGAGCAUCACUGUUUUUGUGUUGCAAAAGCCAUAUGCUGGAAAAGUUCACCAUAAACUAUUUAUUUACAUUUAUUAUAGUAUCCUCUGAACAUUCUACUGUAUCUAUGGUGUAUUUAAAUGCUGAAUAAAUGAAGAUCCUUGGUUUUGUAUAGUCUUAGAUUUAGAGGCAAAUCUAAAAUUACAAUAGCUUGUUUUCCCUGAUCCUUUGGACAUUGACAAUGCUAAUAAAUGAGGCCUGUUUUUUUUGUUUUGAUAAAAUAAAAAUAAUUAACGAGAACAACACAGUGGGAGGCCAACAUGCCUAAAAAUGUUUUUCAAUGCUUCCUGUAAUGCUGUACAACUCUACUGCGUGCAAAGUAUAGCAGCAUUCUUGUAGAAGAAAAGUUUGAGUAAGUUGUUUGGCAAUAUGUGUGGUCAGAUAUUUAUCCUGGAACACUGGAACAUCUUAAAAGGGGAUUGUUAACUCGAAAAUGAUAAUUUACUCACCCCUUCAUGCCAUCUCAAACUCAAAUGGCUUUCUUCUGCAUAACACAAAGAUAUUUUGAAAAAUGCAUGUGAGGCUUUAGUCCAUAUAAUCAAGUUAAUGAGGUCCAAAUCUUUCAAGCUCCAAAAAGGACAUGAAGGCAGCAUAAAAGUAAUCCAUAGACUUCAACGGUUUAAUCCAUGUCCUCUGAAGUGAUAUGAUAGCUUUGGAUGAGAAACAAAGCAAAAAAAAAAAAUCAGUCCUUAUUUACCAAAAAGCCUCACUUCUGUCCAGCUCUACUACACACAUUCAUGAGACACUCGUUCACCCGACCUUACUCGACGCAUGCAUGCUCGCAUGUUCAUGUAAAAACUUCCGGUUGUAUCGCACACGUGUAAGUUCUUUUGCGAACAUGCAAGCACGUAUGCAAGAACGUGUUUCUCGUGAAAGUACAAGUUUUAGAUGACAUCAGGGUGAGUAAAUGAUGCAAAUUAUAACUUUUAGGGAAAAUACAUUGGCUGUUUUGUGCAGAGAUCAUGUUACCUAAUGACUUCCACAAAAUAGCUGCCCAUACAUACAGUAUUGUACUGAAUUGCCCUACCAUGAAUUCUUUGACAUUAAAAACACUUUGUUACAACUGGGUCACAUUGCUGCUUUGUACAGUUUUAAUAUUACUUAUUUGUGGAGGACAUCUUAGAAAGUAUACAUGUCAGUGAUCUUUGUUUUUGUUGCUGCAGUUUGUCAUAUGCUGUU